UAAGUAGCCAAUGGUUAAAUUUCAGGCUAUUAUCAACAAAUGGUUCACUUGUUAGUGACACGUAUCCCUGAGGUGUACGAGUCUACCGAAGCUCCACCCACACCUCUUGCUGAAUCACUCUUAAAUCUACUUAUGAAGCCCCUUACCUUUGCCUGUGCUGUUAAUGACUCAACACUAUUGUCUUGUGUGAUAGAAGAACUGUGCCAAGAUGUAUUUGGUGGGGCUGCCCACAGCCAGAUCUGUAACUUUGUAAUUCCUUGUCUAGCCUCCAGUUCUAAGUACAAGUUACCCAUGGACAGGAUAGUGGCUGUUUUGGGAAGUCGCUCAUUAAAGUUCCUUGACUCUUGCCCAGCACCUUCAUUAUUGUACUCUCUCCUCAUGCUUGUACACUCCAGUGCAGGCCUGAUGCACCAGGGUAGUAAUACCGACAGCACCAGUGAUGACAGCGAUAUUGGCAACACCAGCAGUGAUGGUAAUAUUGGUAGUACCAGUAGUGAUAUACUAGUUGUAUUUAUGAUGAUUUUAGUGUUAGUUAUAGCUAUAUUAGUAAGAACAGUGGAAACAUAUGGUAGGAGUGAUGUAAGUGGUUGGCAAGUCUGCAGGUGCCACAACACCUUUGUUAAGCUUUAGUCUAUUAAAUCUCCCUGUAAUUAUUUUUUUACUAUAGUAGUUGUCUAAUUUGUAUGUAGUGUAGAAGAUAGAUCAACUAGAAAAAUACUCAGUGUAGUGGCUGGAGCAAUUCACAACUAACCCUGAAAUUUGAGGUGAAAUUUGGCAGAGGGUUCAGUCCAUCCUGAGCUUUUAUCAUGUCUAAACUUCUUUAGUUUGUGAGUUGUGACAGGUUUAACUAUUUUGUUAACAGCAUAACGUAUGGUGGAUAAAUGAUGGCAAGUACAGUACUUAAUUUUACUUCACUGCCAUUUUUUUUUUUUUUUAUGUAUUACCUUUCUUACCUGCCAUCAUUAUGUAAAUAAUAUUUACAGUAGAAGUGUACUUUUUUAACACUGACAAUCUCCCACCAGGUUAGAAAAGGAAAUACAUUCCCUAUCAUUCAUUCACUAGCUAUUUUGCUGAAGUGUGCAGUCAUCACAGUUGAAAUGAUCCUGCAGAUUACAACAUCCCCACCUAUCCUAUAAAGUGCAGGCUCUGUACUUCCCAUGUCCAAAAUCAACUUGCCAGUUAAUCUUGAAUCCUUUUACAGUGGUUACUUUCUUCAUGCUUAACCCUUUGACUGUCGAAGGGCCCAAUCCUGAAGUUGCUCCUGGUGUCGCAAAAUAUUCGAAAAAAAAAAAAUUAUUUUUUCUUAUGAAAUGAUAGAGAAUCUUUUCCCGAUUGUAAAGACACCAAAAAAACGAAAUUUGAUGGAAAACUGACGGAAUUACGCUCUCGCGAAGUUAACGACUUCGGCGAUAUUUAAAAAUCGGCAAUUUCGCCCACUUUGAGCCCUAUUUUCGGCUAAUUCCGUUAUUCCAGUCAACCAAACUCAUAACUAUUUCUUCAGAACUCUAUUUUUUCUAUCGAUUGAGCACAAGAAACUGCCCAUUUACCGAUUUCAACUACCCAAUAACAUGUCAGAAAUUUGCAAUUUGGCCAAUUUCACGAAAAUUAAAAAAUACGACAAUUUCAAAAUAAGGUCCAGAAUGAACAAUGCAGACAUUCCUGGCUCUAAAAUAAGAUUUUCUUUGUUCAUCAGUCAUGUCUCCAGGUCCCUGUGAUAUUACUCUUGCUUUUUAUUUUGAAAUUUUAUUCAAACGAAAAAUAGAAGAUUUACUGUUAUGCAGACUACUGCAAUACUGUAAUAAUUGUAAAAAUUACAUCAACCCAUUCAUGACUGCGUAUUAGAAUGGCUAUUUGGACAUUUAUUGGACAAUGACAUCAUUUGUUUACUUUUGAACAUCGGCAAAAAUCAAACAUUUCCUGUACUUUGUGCUCCAUUUCCAGGUUCUUUUUAUAGUAAAAUUAAUCAAAAUCACCUCCAUUUCUAUAAUAUAGUUUCCAUUCUAUCAAAUGAGACCAUGAAAACGAGAAUACAACCACAAAUACUAUACGAAAAUAGACCACAAAGUUGGCAUUUUAAUUAAAAAAAACGGUCGGAGUUUUUUUUUCUCAUUAUGCACUGCGUGCUCCAGGAUUUUUUUUAUGUGGUGCACACUGACCACACAGACCCAUUCUCUCACAUGUGGGCCUACUAGCUUUCUCCUGCCUGAUUUGAAGCCGCUAGAAUUUAUGAGUAUAUAUACGUCAAACACGGUACCUCACAAACGUAUAUAUACGGCCGCGACAGUCAAAGGGUUAAUCCUUUCAGGGUCAUGACCUCUGCUCUCAAACUUGCUCUCAGGGUCACAAAAUUAAAAACAAAAAAUUCUUAUGAAAUGGUAGAUAAUCUUUUUCUGAAAGUAAUGAAACAAAAAGUACACAAUUUAAUGGAAAACUGACAAAAUUACACUUUUGUGAAUUUUGCUGUGAUAUUGAUAUUUUAUGCAUCAAUGAUUUUGUCCACUUUGAGUUCGAUUUUAGGCCAAUUCCAUUGUUCAGUCAACAAAACUCUUAGCUAUUUUUGCUAGUAUGACCUCCAUUUUAUCCAGUGAGUACAAGAAACUGCCAAUUCAACUAUUUAAACUACCCAAUAAAGUGAUCAGAAAUUGAUAAUUUGGCCAAUUUCACACACAAUUCAAUAAAUGCCAAUUUCACAGUAUGGUAAAGAAUAAACAGUGCAGACAUUCCUGGCACUAAAAUAACAUUUUCUCUGUUCAUUAGUUAUGUUUCCAGGCCCCUCUUAUAUUAUGCUUGCUUUUCAUUUUGAGUUUUUAUUCACACAAAGAAUACAAGACUUACUUAUGCAGACUACUGCAUUAUUGUGAAUUUUUUUUUUCAACGACCAGGCCAUAUCCCACCAAAGCAGGGUGACCUAAAAAGAAAAACUGAAGUUUCUCUUUCUAAAUUUAGUAACAUAUAUAGGAGAAGGGGUUACUAGCCCCUUGCUCCUGGCAUAGCUUACGUAGCUUACGUAGGAAGAAUUCUGUUCCACUUCCCCAUGGAAAUAAAGAGGAAAUAAACAAGAACAAGAAAUAUUAAGAAAAUAGAAGAAAACCUAGUGGGGUGUAUACAGCCUCUCCUUACUUAGUGACCUGCUUGUUUACCGACAACUCGGACUUACGACGGGCUCUCCAUCUG
This is a messenger RNA of Cherax quadricarinatus, 3174 nucleotides long. Lineage: Eukaryota; Metazoa; Arthropoda; Malacostraca; Decapoda; Parastacidae. The record is from RefSeq and is a predicted model, not a curated record.